Molecule: messenger RNA, 2439 nt
Organism: Coprinopsis cinerea okayama7#130
Lineage: Eukaryota; Fungi; Basidiomycota; Agaricomycetes; Agaricales; Psathyrellaceae
Exons: 6
Coding region: 1-2199 (732 amino acids)
Molecular function (GO): protein binding; phosphatidylinositol binding
Source: RefSeq, a predicted model, not a curated record
AUGGCCACCCAUGAUCUUACCGCGGCUCCAAAGCCGAUGACCAGCGAUCAUUUUGAAAGGACAAUCUUCCGCCGUGCACCCAAGCGGUUUGAGAUCGAGUUCUUACCGCCUAGCAAGACCUCGACCUCUUAUCAACACGGGAUGCGCAUUACCCCCAUCUUCAGAUCCGACCGCUCCUCAGCUUCCUCCUCCCGGGGAUCCGAAUCCUGCAUAGACCGCCAGUACGAGAUCUGGCGGCGCUGGGAGGACUGUCUAUGGCUUCAAGAUACCUUGGAGGUGGAAUACACUCGCGCAGCUCGAGAGAAGAAGAUGCGACUCGCCCAGGGCAAGGGCGUGAAGAUGUUCAACGGGAUGUACAAGCAAGACAUGGCUUCAUCUUGGGAGUCUCUUCCCCCUGGUCCAGCGCCCGAAACAGUCCAGCUUGACGUCCACAAGUACCUCCCUUAUCUCACUAAGAAGGGUACCUUCUUCCGACCCAAACCGGCGUUGGUGGAGAAGCGACAGAUGGAGCUUCAGACGCUCAUCGAGACGCUGAUGGGCGAGGGUAUGCCGGCGCUCAUUAAGGAGAUCAGAGCCAGCCGCAUUGUCACGGACUUCUUCGCAUUCUGGAGGCGCGACCUCGAACAAGAAGAAAAGCGUGCCAAGAAAAAUCCCGCCUACCGAAGCUCCAUCACUAGCAGUGUCUUCUCAGUUUACUUCGCAUCCUCCUCGCCCACUUCUAUCUCCCCAUCCUCAGCCUCGACUCGCACUGGCACAUCACCUAGCAGGCGCUCUCCUUCCAGACGAUCCGAUGCAAUGUCAGAUGCCUCUUCUACCCUUUUCAGUUUCAGAACCCGUCGAUCCAGCACCGACACAUUGGAAGCGCCACCGUCACCUGUCUCUCAAAUGCCCCGCGCCCGCACCGACUCCUCCGGCUCUUCAUCUUCAGAAGAAGUGCCCUCGGAUAGUUCGUACACCGCUAAUUCAUCCGCUCCCCGAAUCAUGGCUGAAGAGCGCACAGUCAACUUUAACCAUAAUCCAGCCCAGGGUGCCUCAGACUAUUCCCCCAUCGAACCGAUCCCGGAGGAACAGGAGAUCUACCUUAAGGCGCCAGUCCUGGAUGGUCAUAGACCCGUUCAGCUUCGCAGAAGACACCGGUCCACCGAAGACCGCAAGUCGAAUCGCAACUGGUCUGUAUAUGCGUCCCCUGUCGCAAACAACUUUGGGGACGAGCCAGACAGCCCUUGUACUCGUGACGACAGCACCAUUGGCAGGAAUUCAUGGCAAAGUUCUUCUUCGGCCGCCUCUGCCGAUACUUAUCUGGAAGGCCUCCCCUUCACCUUGCCUCAACUUUCGUUGGAAGACCGCCAAUCCUUGGCCAGCGUUUCAACCUGGAUGACAACUGAUUCAGCGAACGCGGUCAUCCCAAGGGAGCCGGCUUCUCCUGCUGACAGCUCCUUUAAUCAGAACAGGACGUCAAUCCCGAUCUCACUCUCCGACUUUGAGAUCGUGGCAGACUCGCCUGAUGAGAGAUUUUCCACCUUGGACGCGUUCCCUCGCCCUCUCUCAUACGACCCUGAGAUGGAUACUAUUCCCGAGCGCCCUGAUACUCCAAAGGCUCAUGACAGCAUGAUCGAGUCAGUUCGGUCGAACAACCAUUCUCCAAGGCCCACGACUGCUCGCAAGGACGGUCGCCAACUCCCACCCAUCAUCACCAACCGAAUGGGUCCCCAACCUUCCACCGACCUGGAGGUGUUCCCCACCAUGCCCCCCUCUCCCACGCUCUCAGCCUACUCCAGCACAUACACGAUCUCCACGAUCUCCUCUGACACCUCUUCGACGCCCACUGUCUCCUCUGCCUCAACGAUUACUACCUUGUCCACACCUGCUACCACCCCCUCCACCGGUCUCGCCGACUCUCCCUCCCAACAAACCCAAAAAGACAGCAAAGUCGGAAACAUCUCCAUCAAAGCCUUGCAUAACGGCUCUAUCAUCAUGCUCAGAGUCCAGCGCGACAUGUCUUUCUCAGACGUUCGACAAAGACUCUACAACAAGUUUGUCGGCCAGGAGGGUGUGCCGCUCGCCCAGGACUUUUUGGUCAACUACAAACCGGAUGGGUCGAGCCAGGAUUAUCCCAUUUCGUCAGAGGACGAUUGGAGGGAUAUCGCUGAGGUUUUCGAUGGCGGAAAGCUUAGCCUCCGGAUCGUCAACCCGUCGUAGUGGUUGACUUACUGCCGUUAUCGGUUCUGUGAACCACCCAUCAACCCGUUCCUUACUACGCUCCUUGUCCCGUUUUCCUUCUUCCUCUCCACCUCCCUAUCCUCAAUCGACCUAUCCACUCUUUUGCGAUAUCUCAUUUUUCACUUCCCCUCCUCUGGCAUCAUGCACAUCUCUUCCUCUCAAUCAUCCUUCAAACACUCACCCCCCACCCUGUCUUAUUCUGAUUUAUUGACUGACCUU